CACUUAUUCAUAUCACGACCAAAGAGAAUGUAAUAUGUGAAUUCUAUAUUAUGGAAUCUCCUUGGUUAACAUUCGUGAACUACUACACAUAAGUGUAAUUUAGAAUGAUCGUUACUUUUCGCAUCUUAAUUUUUUUUAACGUUUCUUCUUCAAAAAUCAGAAGUAAAUAAUGUCUAAUUUUGUUAUAUGUUGAAUAAAAUAUUUAAACUGUUUCUGCAAGGAAAGCCUUUCUAUUCUUGUAAAGAUGGGAAGAUAUUCAGGCAAAAAGUGUCGGCUCAUUUCAAUGUUUGGUUUGACUGCGGGUUUCUUCCUUGUUGAAAUAUCAGUAGGAUACAUAACUAAUUCAAUGGCACUAGUUGCAGACAGCUUUCACAUGCUUAGUGAUGUUGCUGCUCUUAUUGUUGCUUUUCUUUCUCUGAAGAUGUCACCAAAAAAGUGGUCAAAGAAUACAUUUGGGUGGGCACGUGCAGAAGUGCUUGGUGCAUUGGUCAAUGCAGUAUUUCUGGCUGCUAUGUGUUUUAGCAUUUCUGUCGAGGCUAUAAAAAGGUUUUUAGAAGUGGAGGCUAUUCGAGAACCUAAACUCAUUGUUUUGGUUGGAUCUCUUGGGCUUCUUGUCAACAUUGUUGGUUUACUGUUAUUUCAUCAACAUGGAGCGCAUCAUGGCCAUUCUCAUGGGCCAGUUGUGAGAUCUACUUCAAGACUAACUCAUAUGGUAUCUGUCAGUGCCACUGAUGAUAAUGAAAAUGAUGAAAUAUUUGAAUCUGACAAGCGAAAAAAAAAUAUUAACUCCAUUGAUCGUUCACAUUAUCAUGAUAAUCCAGCACAGAUGAACAUGCAAGGUGUUUUUCUGCAUGUAAUGGCUGAUGCACUGGGCUCCGUUAUAGUUGUUUUAUCUGCUUCUAUUGUUUGGUUAACAGAUUGGAAGUAUCGUUAUUAUAUGGAUCCAGCUCUUAGUAUAUUAAUGGUUAUAAUAAUUCUACAUUCACUGUGGCCAUUGUUAAGAGAUUCUUCAUUGAUAUUGCUUCAGACAGUUCCAACCCAUAUAGAAGUGGAUAUGAUUAAAAAAAAACUUUUAGAUAAAGUUGAGGGAGUUUUAGCAGUACAUGAAUUUCAUAUAUGGCAAUUGGCUGGUGAUAGAAUCAUUGCUUCAGCACACAUAAGAUGCAAAAAUCUCUCAGAAUACAUGAAGAUAGCUGAAAAAGUAAAAGAAUUUUUUCAUAAUGAGGGCAUACAUUCAACAACUAUUCAGCCUGAGUUUAUUGAAGUUGAUAUUUCUGAAAACCCCACUGAAAGAUCUUCAGGCGAUUGUGUUUUAGACUGCCCUAAAACAGAUAAACCAUGCACUUUUUCAACUUGUUGUGGUCCUUCUAAGCAGGAUAAAGAAAAUCAUUCUCCUGGUGAUAUCCCUUAUAUGUGUAGACAGCGAACGUGCUCUACCUUAAGUUUACCUACAUUUAGUGCAAGAGCUGAAUUGAGUGAAAUGGAAAGAGGAUCUCUUUUAGAUAAUGGAUGUACGAUUCAAACAGCAUGUGUUUGACAGUGAAAUUGUUGCUCAUAAAGAUGAGUUCUUAUGUGCUCAGGUGAUACUUUGUGAUCUUCACAACAAGAGUACAAGACUACAUGUCAUUUGUGUAAAUUGUUAUUUGUUAAUAACAUUUAAUCAUUAUAAAAUUUCAUUUUUUAUUAUAAGAUGGUCCAUUUUCUCAUGGAUGAUAAUAAAGCAAAAAGGUUUUAUUUUAUUUUAAGUCAUAAUGUUAGUUAUUGCUUAAGAAUUUGUUGUAAUUGUAUAUUAAUACAAAUAUUUAAGUUAUAACUAUUGUUCAUGGAAUUUGUUGAAUUAAUGUUUUAUUUUUAUUUAGUCCGUUGAUAGCAGAAUUUUAAAUGUAAUAUGAAUUAAUUUAUUCUAUUUAAAGGAGUUAGAAAAAAUAUCACUUUUAAUGCAUAAUAGUGACUUUCUUAUUAAUAUAUUUAUUGUUAAUUUUAAUUUUGAAUUGUCAUAUAAAAAAAAAGAAAAAAAAAUCUGGCAUUUCAAAACGAGUUUACUGUUAUCUUUAAAUAAAUAGAUUUUUAUGUAAAAUCUAAUCCAUAUACUUCACUAAUGAAUCUCCUUUUUUUUUAAUAGUUUAUUUUUUUUUUUAUAUUCUAAUACUAACAGUAUUUAAAAUUUUCUUUUGAAGACUUGGUUUUCUUUUUUGCAUAGUACCCAAAUUGAACAGUUAAAUUUCUUUGAUUCAAUUUUAUAUAGACAUGAAUAUCACAAAGACAAGAAUUAGAUAUCAAAAUUGAGUCAAGUCUUACUGAUCUGGCUUAUCCUCACAGAAUUUUUUAGAAGAACUAAUUAAAAUUUGAUAUUCCAAUAAUUUAGUUUAGCAAGGAGUAAAGGAUUCGCCUUUGUUAUGGCAAAACAAUACUAAUUAUGCAACAAGCCGUUUAGACAUUGAGAUAUUUCACUGAAAUGUUUCUUUGGUUUUUAAAGUUGUUAAGUUUUACAUUACAAUAUUAAUUUAUGAAAAUGAAAAAAUAAUUUUAUUCUGGAACUACAGUCCCCUAAGAAUAAUAACAGUGUUACAAAUUUAUGGGUAUUAGUCUGACUUAAAACAAUAAAAAAUACAAGCUAAUAUACUGCUUAUUGUUAUUGCAGUUGUGCAAUAGUUGAAAUUACACAGUAUACAGAUACAAGUAAUUUUACAUAUUAGCGGAAGUUUGAAUGUGGAGUAGGUGCUGGAACAGGAGUUGUUUGAAGGAAUUUGUGGACAAAUAUUGAUGUAUGGAGGUAGGAAGAGAGUUCCGAAAGGAGGUAGCACGAAUGAUGAAGGAUUUGUUGAAGGAAGUAGUUUUAUGGGAGGGGAUAUAUAAAUCCUAGUAUUACGAGAGUGGAUAGAGGAGCGUAGGUAAGGAUUUCCAGGAUGUAGGGAGGGUUUUUGAUUCUGAUAACUUGGAAAAGGAAAACACCAAGGAGGAAUUGUCGUCGGGAAGUAGUAUAAAGCCACUUCAACUCGGUGUACCAGAAUCAUACAUGUGAACGCCUGGGGAUCCCGAAGAUUUAUCUUAUGAAACAGUUCAUGAGUUUCUUUAGUCUCAUUUCUACCCUGGCAGAUAGCCCUCCAUACACCAAACAGCCAUAGUUGAAGUGGGGGAAUAUAAGGGAGAUUACAAGGAGCUGUCUGGUUUUUAGAGGAAUACAAUCAUGGAAUCUUAGGAGUUGUUUAAGGAAAGUUAUGGAUUUUCGGGUAAUCUGGGAGAUAUGGUUAUUCCAGGAGAGGUUCUGGUCAAAGGUUGUUGGGUAAUGUAGAGGAAAGUAAGGAAGGGAUCUAAUGAGAUGUCUGGACCCGAUGAGAAUUGCCUUAGUUUUAUCUGCAUUUAUCUUUAAUUAAUUUAUUUCUGCCUAUCUGUUGAUGCAGUCGAUAUCCUCUUGCAGCUUCCAGGCAGCCUCAGGCAUCUCAGAAGGUUGGAAUGAUUGGCAUAUAGGUGGUAACAGGAGUGUUGAAUGGCGUCAGGAAAUGGAGAAAAGGAUCGGGGAGAGUGAGGAACCCUGAGGUACACCUCAUAUUAGUUGAAGGGGAGAUGAUGGAGGUUUGUUCGGAAUUACAACUGUCUGAGAUCGGUCGGAUAAGAAGGAGAUGAACCAUUUUAGGAUGCUUUUUGAUAUGGGUAUGGAGUUUGGAAAGAAGGAUCUCAUGAUUGACGAAAUCAAACACUGGAAAAGUCAAAAAGGAUUAGGAUGGAGAUUUUCUGUUUAUCUAUGGUGGAUUGGAGGUCUUGGGUAAUCCUUAGCAAGGCAGACUGGGUGGAAUAAUGGGAAUGGAAACCAGAUUGUAAAGGAUUGAGAAGAUGGUUUUGCUCGAGAAAGCUGUUCAACUGAGAGUGGACUAAUCUUUCUAGAGGUUUGGAUAGAUUGUAUAAAAUGGAGAUGGGUCUGAAGUCGGAAGCUGAUGAAGAGUAGGAACUUUGUUCAGUGGGCAGACUAUGGCUCUUUUCCCGGAUUAGGAAAAAUAGAAUUUCGGAGAGAGAAAUUAUAUAUGUGUAGAAGUGCGGGAAGUAAGUUUGAAACGCAGAGUUUGAUAACUUUGACAGGUAUUUGGCCAGGACCAUAAUUGUUCGUUUUUGGUUUAAGGGUGGCAGAGAGUAGGUCAGUAGGAGAGAUAUCGAGAAAAUAAAAACUUAUCAUGAUUGAAGGGGGUUUCGGUGAUGGAAAAAGAUGAGCGCUCAUAUGAAAAUAUGGAUGGAGAAUGGUUAGUGAAAAAGGAAUUUAGCUUGUUAGGGUCGACUGGAUACUGUGUGCAGGUUUUCGAGCUAACAACAGACAGGUUCUUAAGAAUUGUCUAUGUGAAUUUAGGGUUGGGUUCUUGGUAUAAAACGUCAUUGAAGUAUUGGGCUUUGGUACGAUGUAGGGACAUUUGUUUGUGGUUUUGUAAGGAUUUAGAUAUCGAAUAAUGCUGAGGUAAUCGAGUAAGUCUUUAGCGUUUUCUAGUAGCCUCUCUUCUCCUCAUUAGUUCUCUUAUUUUGGCAUUGAUUCAAGGAGCAGGAGAACAUUUAAUUUACUGUGUUUUGAGUUGUGGAGAUAUAAAAUACAUAAUAGUCCAGGGUGACGGUCACAAAAAAAACUUAAUAUAGUGAAAAACUAUUUUAUUUUAAGCCAAUGUUUGACCAACUAUGCAGGGCUUCAUGAACGAACAAAAUACAAAGGAUUUAGAAAAUAGAGGAAGGAGAUGGUCCGGGGUGGUGAUCAUAAAAAAAAAAAACCAACUAAAAUGGUGAAAAAAAUAUUUUAUUUCAAGCCGAAGUUUCGACUCUACUUUGCAGGUCUUCUUCAGGGCUAGAACAAACAAGUUACAAAAGGAUAUAGAAUUGUGGAAGUUACGUAAUAUUUAGAUAAAAAUUAUGAACAAUGUGAAUAAACGUAUUAAAAUUAUAAACAGUGAAAAUAGAAAUAUUAAUAACAAUGAACUAUGUAAACAAAGUAUAACUAAGUAACAAUAUCCUAAACUGAAGUAAAUAAAUGGUAACAAUUGAUGUAGAUUAUUGUAGAUGGUUUGUUGUAGUUUAUUGUAGGGAAAAAUUGAAUGUAAUACGGAGGAUGGAUAAUAUACGUAAUUAUGAAUAUAAUCCUACAGAUUAUAAAGAAACAGUGAAAGAAAAAUGAAAAAUAAUUAGAAAUAAUAGACAUAGGGAGUGUGAAGAACCCAAAAAUAAAAUAAAAAUAGAGACUUACAGCAUGGAGUUAUGCAGCAUGGAGUUUAUGUUGAAACUGGGAAAACAUAUACAUGGGGAGAAAACCCAUGCAGAAAAUUGUUGACCUGGUUGGGGAAUGGUGGAGUGGGUAAGUAGUAAAAACAAAACAAAAACCAGGAAUAGUACAGUAUCUUUUUUUUUUUUUUUUUUUAUUAUUAAAGAAAUUUACAACUGUAAUUAAUAAUAAAUACAACAAGUAAAUAUGAACAAGUAACAUGACAUGUGCAACAUGAAGAGAAACUACCCAUUGGUAGCACUCCAAUUAUAUUUCUAUACUAGAAGGUCCCGAGGCCAUCUUCUUUUCAGACGCCUCGGAGGGUUAUCAGGAAUAGAAGAGGAAGCAAGGUUGGAAAUGAGAGGGUUCGGAUGGUUCAGAAGUUUAUUAUGAAAGGACAGGUAUCUGGAUUGAGCUAAAUCGGAAACAUAUGGUACAUUAAGGUCAUUAUGGAUGAUUUUAUUUCUGACAAAGUAGGGACCAUUAAGGAAUUUGGAUUGUAGGGAUUGGAUACAAGAGAAAUUUGAUGAUUUAGCAGAGCCCCAAAGCUCGAUCCCGUAAGUCCAAAUAGGCCUUAUUAUAGUAAUAUAUAUGAGUCUUUUGUAAAUAGUUGGCAGUUUAGAGCGUUUGUCCAGUAAGUGCUGGAGUAGUCGGAAACAUCGGACGGUUUCUAAUCAUUUCAGUCUGGUAUGGGGGUUCCAAGUGGUCGUUUGUCAAGGUGGAGUCCUAGGUAUCGGAUUUGGUCGACAGGGAUAAGUGGGGUAUUGUUAAAGGAUACUGUAGGACAGGAAGUCAUAGGUUUACAAUGAAGAGUAAAGGUAAUUUGAUGGGAUUUAUUGGAAUUUAUUUUAAUCCUCCAGUUUUGACACCAUUUUUCAAGACUUGUGAUGUGUGAUUGAAGAGUUUGGGAUGCAAUAGAUGGAUCGUUAUUGACUGAUAGGAUACAUGUGUCAUUGGCAUAUGUGGUCAUGACAGUGUGGGAAUGGGUUGGGAUGUCAGCUGUAUAAAGUAUAGGACCUAGGAUACUACCUUGAGGAAUUACAGUAUCUAAAAUUUGAAGAUAUUGAUGGAAACAAGAAAAAAUACAAUAUCUAUGAACUGAUUAAUUAUAAAUAUAUACAUAUGCAUACAAGAUAGAAUUAUGAAUUUAUAGAUAAAAGUAAAAUGUAAAUAAAAAAUAAAAAUGAAAGACCAUAACAUAGAAGUAAAAUGUAAAUAUAAAAAUAAAAAUGACAGACCAUACAUUGCAGAAUUAAUUUAAAAGUAUAAAAAAGAAACUAAGAUGAAUAAUUACAAUUUUAAUUAGUUGUAUAUAUUGAAAGAAAAUUACAUUUAAAUACCAGAUAAAAUUGAGAAAUUGUAGAUAUAAAUAUAAUAAAUACAAAAUAAAACAGAUGAUCGUACAUAAGUGUAGAAUGCAAAUGCAAAAAAAAAUGAGAGAUCAUGCAAUACGGAAAUACUAAAAAAUUAAAGAACAAUUAAAUUAAUCAAUAAAAAGUUGAAAAUAGAUUUUUAUAAAAAAUAGAUGAAUAUAAUUUUGGGUUGAUAGUUGUCUGUCGUGAAUAAUGAAGAUAAGGAUGGUUUGGGGUUAUCAGUCAGAAAUAAAAAGGCAAAAAUAAAUAAUAAUAUUUAUUUUAACCAUUUGCCGACGUUUCGACCUGAAGUUCAGGCCUUCAUCAGAGCUAAGAAAAGAAACAGAUAACAAGGUAUGAGGAACAUAAACAAUGUAGGUAAAAAAAAUUAAAGUAAAAUGAAGUGGCUAGAAUAAUGACAAUAACAAUAACUAAAAAAUAAAUAAUAAUAACCGUUAAAAAGUGUGGAAUAAUGAAGUAAACAUAAUUAAAAUAAGGUGACAUAAGUACUAAAAUAGUAAUCUUAGAAUAAAAUGUAAAACAGAAAAAAGAAUAGUUGAAAAUAGAAUUCAAAAUAUUGAAAAUAGAAUAGUUAGAUAGAAAAUUGAGAUAUUGUAAAGUCUAUCAAAAUGUACUGACAACGUAUAAUAGAAUAAAGAGUAAAAACUGAGAAAAAGAAUGAAAGGAAGGAGGAAAAAAAAAGAAGAAUACUGAAAUAAGAUAGAAAAACAACCUGCUCCAAGAGAUUGCUGGAAUAGAGUGGAGAUAUGGUAGCAAGGGAGGGAGGGAGAUGUAUUGUUGCAUCAUCUCUGACGGUUGACUGACAAAGUUUAAACUAGAGUACCGGAAACUUAAAUAAUGGACGAGAUAUAUUACUCAUAAAUAUUAUGAAUAAUUAAUAAUUAGUUCAUUCUUGCCCUGAUGAAGACCCCGGACCAUCUCUUUCUUCAAUAUUUUUCUACGGUAAACUAUUGAGUAUUCAAUAUAAAUGUAUUGUUGAGGUGACUGAAACCAUUAAUUGACCUUUUAAAAUCUUUGUCAACUGUUGUUUCUGAAAAAAUUUUCUGGUGGCCUGAGAGGAUAUCUAUUGAGCAGCUCUGGAGAACCACUCAUCUGCUUCCUAUACAUCUCGAAAUAAGUGCUCGACAAUGGAAUUCCCAGGGAGUAAAAAGAAUAGAAAGACCCAGAGAGAAAUGAAGCAGAUCAGCAGAAAAAUAUCUUUAUCUGAUUGUCAAAGUUUGACAGGAAGUGUGAGGGAUUGCAGCUAAAAGAGGGUUAUAGAUACACUUGUAGAUGUCCUAUGCUCUCCUAAGAGUUAAUGGAAAUUAUGUUUGUUAACACUAUCUCAUUUGUUAGACUAAAAACUUACAUCUACAUAUAUAUGAUCCUACAAAAAUUGGCCUUUAUUUGACCCAAACCAAAUGGUAGCAUUGAAUAAAAAUGAUUUACUUACGCUGGACAAUUAUACAGCCACCAAGAAAAAGACAAACACAAUUAUAAAAAAUAAAAAAUAAAAAUCGUUUAGGAAAGUCAAACAAACAAAUUGGAUUUUCAUACAAUUGGAUUGGGAAAAACAGAAAAACCACUACAAAAUUUGCAUUUAAUGAAGAUAAUAAAUAGGUGUACAAAGGUAAUUUAUUAAUUUCCGUUCUUGUAAAUUUUUAAGAUAGAAGAUAUUUAUUACUCUUUAGAACACAAAUUUUAUAAAAUUUGCAUCAAGGAUUGUUACUUCUAAAAUAAUUCAUUUCCAUAUGCAUUCCAGAUUUCGUGUGAUUCAUUUUAUUUAAUAGAUAUGGUUAUUAUGGUAUCGAAGGCUUUGGAAAAGUCAAGGAGUACAAGAAAAGUUAGUUUUUUUAUCAUUUAUAAUCGACUGAAUAUCACUAUGGCAGAUUGAGUGGAGUAACCUGGGCGAAAAUCAGAUUGGAAAGGGUCCAGUUGAUUGGAAUGUACAAGAAAAUUGAAAACUUGGGAUUGCACUAUUCUUCUCAGGAGUUUUUAAAGGUUGGAAAGGAUUGAAAUUGGACGGAAAUCAUUAGGGGCAGAAGGGUUAGAAUUUUUAUUUAAAGGACGAACAGUGUUUUCCUUCCAUGAGGAAAUACUGAGUUUUGGGGGGAAAAUUAUAUAUGAAAAGGAGAACUGGAAAGAUUCAGGCUUUUGAACAGAAAUUUGAUUAAUUUGGCAGGAAUGCCAUUCAGACCAAUAUGAUUGGAGUGUCAUUUCACCACGGCGUAUAUGAGGCCUGCGGGCAAGAUAUAUGAAAAUUAAAAGUCGUCAUUGUUGAAAGAUGAACCAUGAGAAAAGAAGGAAGAGGUAAAAGGAGGGGUAGAAGAGAAAGCCGAUAUAAAAUAUGAGUUUAAAUCAUCUGGUGAAACUGUGAAGACUGCUGAGAGAGGGGUCUGGAAGAUUCACAGAAUGAGAGUACGAAUGAGUAGCCAUUUGGAUUUGGAAUCCAGAGCUGAUUAAGGGGCUUCAUGGAAAUAAGUCGGAUUGUGGUUUGUGUCAGGUUGCGGAGUACCCUAAACGCUUGAUAGUCGUCGACCAGCCAAGUACGUCUAAUCGUCUACGGGCAGCAUCAUGCCUCUUCUGGAAAUCCUUAAUUUGCUGACACAUCCAAGGAGCGGGACGGCGAUGAAAGGUAAAGGUUACAACUGUUUCAUUUAAUCAAAAUAGUUUUCACUACUAUCAAUACAUUUCUGCCAACGUGUUGGCAGCUUUUCCAUUCCCUCGGAAUAGAAUUUCCCAUCUUUAGAAUUGAUAAACUCCAAAAACGAAUUUUCUAAUUCCCUUUGUCCAUUAAAUAUUUUGUCACGUAAGUAGUGGUCCUGGCCCAGGUGUCUGAAAAAAUGAUAAUCCGUAGGCGAGAGGUCUGGAGAGUAGGGCGGAUGUAGCAGAGUUUCAUAUCCAAGCUCAAACAGAUUUUGUGAUGUCACAGGUGAGACAUGUGGUCGGGUAUUGUCAUGCAACAAAAUGGGCCCCUUUCGAUUGACCAAAGAUGGCUUAUUGCCAAUGUCUGAUGCAUUGUAUUAAUUAACUUUCAAGCUUUUUUAACGUUCCAAUCGCCUUCUGGUGAUCAUUAAUGGUCCAUUUUCUAAGUUGCUAAGUCGAUUGGUUAAGUUUCCCUGCAAGUUCUCGUCAUGAAGACAGGAAAUCUUUCCACGACCUUCUUUGUCUUCAAGGCUAAAGUCUCCUUCCCGAAAUUUUAUUGAAGAACCACUGUUGAGCAGUACACUUAUUAAUGCUGCCCUCGCCUCAGACUUGAUUGAUUUUUCUGGUCGUCUAGGCCCAAUUCCGGCCGAGUUUAAACUCAUAAAACAAAAUUAUUGGAAAAUCACGCAUUGACAUCUUAGUAAAGACUGAAUUAUUUCUAAGCAGCGAAAUGCUACAGAGGUAAACAAACAUUAUCGUUUGGAAGAGGAUUAAUAAGUGUUGACAUUCAUACAAAUGAUUGAUCCAGUAAACAUAAACAGUUUGUUAUAUAGUAGUUUAAAGUAAACUCUUAGAGUAUGUUAAAGAAUAUAGGAUAGAAUAGAAUAGACAAAAUCCUGCAUUAUUUUCCAGACAAUUCAAUACUUUUUCUUGACUGUUAAAUAAUAUAAAUUAUUUUCUUUGAAGUCUUGAGGUUCAGUCAUUAAAUGAAUAAAAUCGAGACAAAAUCUU
Nezara viridula (southern green stink bug) is the source of this 10236-nucleotide messenger RNA. Lineage: Eukaryota; Metazoa; Arthropoda; Insecta; Hemiptera; Pentatomidae. The record is from the annotation of a GenBank genome assembly.